Messenger RNA from Cantharellus anzutake, 1239 nucleotides. RefSeq lists its product as uncharacterized. The record is from RefSeq and is a predicted model, not a curated record. Gene Ontology annotation, molecular function: protein binding. The coding region runs from base 1 to 1239 and encodes 412 amino acids. Lineage: Eukaryota; Fungi; Basidiomycota; Agaricomycetes; Cantharellales; Hydnaceae. The transcript has a single exon.
AUGGUUAUGGAGGCAAAGCUACCUAAUUUGCCAAAGGAGGCAGUUAGUGAGGAUGUUAGUGAGGAUGUUGAGAUCAUUGAUUAUGAUGCCCAAUUCAACGACCUUGACGUUCGUAAUGGUAUUGUGACAUGUGCGGCACUCUCCCUUGAUGGUCGCCAUGUAGCGCUUGGUUUUGGUAGCGGUGUCAUUGAGCUUGCCGAUAUCGACCAGCAGCACACGAUUUCCCGAUUCCAGCUCAAUCCACCCAAUCAUCCAGUCUGGAUUGAAUUUGUUCAUGGCAGCCACCGAGUUGCUGCCAAGGACAAUGAGGGAAACAUCACCAUCCUUAGACACGAUAUGACCCCCAUUAAUCUUGGUACUCUUCCCAACGGUUCUCCUGCUAUAACUCAAGUAUCAGAUAAUGGAUUGUUUAUCAUACGGGUUCCAUGGAACACUGAUAGCCCUUGGUACGACAGCCUGACUCUCAUAUCCAUUUUGGGUGACCCGCACAUGCAGCACCUUGCACCCCCUUCUUCCAAUAAUUUCAUUUCAACUUCCUACCCUCCUAUCUUAGCCUCUGAGUCUUCUACUUCUGUAGUCAACAAAGUGCUCGCUAUUCCUCACCGUCGCACGAUUGGGUUUUCUCCGGGAGCACGUUAUAUCGGCAUUUUCGAUGGCCUCAGGGCUUUCACCUGGUCGACAGAUUCGGGUGAGCUCAUUGUGGGUUAUCAUGUGAUGGAUUUCAAUUUUUGGAUUAUGCAUCCUGCUGUUCCUCCCGCCUGCUUUCAUCGCAUCCCUGAUCCUGUAUCUGCUCGACCUACCCUUCCUUUGACAGAAGGUGGAGCAGCAGAUCAACAUCAUUCCGAAACAGAUGCAGGGCAUAACUUGGAAGAGUCCUGGAUUAAGUGUCCAUUUUAUGUUCUCUUGCAAAGUGAGGAGGAUGACUGGAACGAGUGGAACAAGAAAUGGCAGCAGUUAAUAAUCCAUUCGUCUGCUGCCGGAAGAACCCCAUUGUUUGCGACCAAUGGACGCGCUGGGCUACCAGUUCUCUUCGAUGGCGAAUUAGAAUUCGUUAUUCCCAAGGAGUAUCAACCAGCUGUUUCUUUUGGUGCCAAAGGCCUAGGUGCUUGGUAUGGUGAUCAAGUGCCGUCUGACCCUACCCUUCUGUACAGCCCUCGGUCCAGCAAAGAUGGGACUCGAAUUCUCUUUCAAGGCUGGCAGACAGCUCCAAUUGUUGUUGAUCUCAGCCAAGUCAUUUAG